AUGUUGAAUGUGCGUGAAGGAAGUCAUAAACAGAUAAUGGAAAAUGCCGAAAUCAAUGCUCUGAUCAAGAUUAUCGGAUUGCAGUACCGUUUGAAAUAUGAUAAAGAUGAGGAUCUAAAAAGUCUCAGAUAUGGCAAAAUCAUGGAUCAGGAUGGCUCACACAUCAAGGGGCUCGUGAUCAACUUCAUUCACUAUAAUUGGCCAGUAUUAAUUCGCCGAAACUUCGUGGAAGAAUUUAUCACUCCCAUUGUUAAGGCCAGCAAAGGUAAAGAAUCAAUUUCAUUCUUUUCGUUGCCGGAAUAUACUGAAUGGCGGAAUAAUACGGAGAACUGGAAAUCCUAUCGCAUAAAGUACUACAAAGGUUUGGGCACUUCGACAUCGAAGGAAGCCAAAGAGUAUUUCACCGAUAUGGCGCGUCAUCGAAUUCGUUUUCGUUAUUCCGGUGAGGAGGACGAUAAUUCGUUGGAUAUGGCAUUUAGUAAGAAAAAGAUCGAAGAUCGCAAAGUGUGGCUUACAAACUGGAUGGCUGAGAAGAAACUGAGACGUGAGCAAGGUCUCACCGAAGAGUACCUCUAUGACAAGGAUACACGUGCUGUUUCGUUCAAAGAUUUCGUCAACAAGGAAUUAGUAUUGUUUUCGAAUACGGACAACGAGCGAUCCAUCCCAAGUUUGGUCGAUGGACUGAAACCCGGCCAGCGUAAGGUUCGUUAA
Messenger RNA from Gongylonema pulchrum, 711 nucleotides. Lineage: Eukaryota; Metazoa; Nematoda; Chromadorea; Rhabditida; Gongylonematidae. The record is from the annotation of a GenBank genome assembly.